Messenger RNA from Corticium candelabrum, 14973 nucleotides. RefSeq names its product E3 ubiquitin-protein ligase rnf213-alpha-like. The record is from RefSeq and is a predicted model, not a curated record. The transcript has 43 exons. The coding region runs from base 1 to 14658 and encodes 4885 amino acids. NCBI's taxonomy places the organism in Eukaryota, Metazoa, Porifera, Homoscleromorpha, Homosclerophorida, Plakinidae. Gene Ontology annotation, molecular function: protein binding; ATP hydrolysis activity; ubiquitin-protein transferase activity.
AUGAAACCUCUUGAGUAUGUUGGAAAAACGAAGCAUAUAAGGAUGAGAGGACGUUGCAUCAUACCAACUGAUUGCACGCUAAAACCUAUUUCAUACAAGUACGUCGUUAUUCCAAUACACGACAAGAAGAAGAAAUCAGCUAAGCCAGAAUACGAAUUCGUUACAAGUGCACGUUACCGUGGUAUCGUAAACAGGGUUCUAAUUAUUCCUGAAGAUUUGAAAGGACGAACUUCAGGAGUGUUUCGGAAGUACGAUGACGUCAUAUGUAAGGAGCCUGGUGUGUUUUUCGGAAGUAUUGACUUCAGAGAGAAUAGGUUAUUGGCACUGGAAGCUAUGUUGCCAAGAUGGUCUGGGUUUUGUAGUCAAUCUGCUCAAAUAUCUGAUCAACGACUGACCGCUGACGCUGCCAUAGCAGAGUUCAUUGCAAUAGUGGCAUCAAUAGUGACUGUUCCCUUAUGCGAGGAAAAUCAAUCAGAGCGGCAUUUGGGCAGUUUCCGUCCUGGUGAUCUUACUGACCAAGAUGUUAAUCAGGCAAUUAAGAAGCAUAUUAGACCUGAACUGCAAUGUUUUAUCAAAGAGUCCCCCAAGGCAACUGCGAUGGAUAGGCUUACAUCGGCUGUAGCGAUUUCUGUUCUUGUGAGCAAGUAUAACUUAAAAUUGCAGAAAGAUGAGCAUACUGCUUUACUGAAAUCACUUUUGAUCCAUUCGGAUGCAGCGUCCCGAAGUUGCCCUGACUACGAUGAGUUGGUGAAACUGUUUGGCGACAGAAAAACAGCUGCUGACAGCGUUAGACAUAUCAUUGCAAUGGCAUGUACCGUUUCAAAGCUUGCUGAGUGGCUCUUUGCCCUACCGCUUUUGCACUUCUUGAAUGGUGACAUAAAACCGUUUCACAACCCUGGAAAGACAGAUGAAAAAUCAUUGCGAUGGUGGGGACUGGAAGGGAUCAAGAAUGAAAUAGGCGUAUUUCUCAAACAAACACCAUCAGGGUCUCUAUUCAAUCUUGUUAAAGAUUUGAAGCCUCUUUUUACUGCUGACAAGCUAACAGGACGUGCGUUCUUGUUUUGUUUAAAGCUGGAAGAAUUGCCUGAGGCUAUCCCUUCUGAUGUUGCUCAUCCUUCGGUGUUUGUCAAAAGUCUGGAAGAUAAGUUACAGAAAAUGUCCAAAAGAGGCUUUAUGGAUAGAGGAACGGCUGAUCGUUUGAAUAAGUUUCUUACAUCCCUUCUUGCCAAGGCUUCUGAAACGGAACUUUCGGAAACGAACACGGAUUUGCCUUUCUGCAAGGCACAAAAUGAAUCUGGAGUAAUAGCUUCAGUUCAUCUCAUUCGUGCGAUAGUAACGACAUGGAGAGCUAUGGACCGUUUUGAACUAUUGAAUCUGUGCAAAGACUUAGUAUUCUGUUUUGUACGUCAAAUGGCGGUAUGCUCUCACACUAUAGAAAUUACACAAUCUCACUGCGAUGAGCUUAAGGAAGGUCGUGAUCGAAACAGCCCAGACCGCGAUGACUUGUUUUCUCAGAAACAGCUCGACGAAACAUUUAAAGUAGUUUCUACGUGGAUGGAUCAAACUCAUUAUCGCCCGAAAGAUGUUAUGUCUCUGGGAAAAGAACUAGAGAUGUGGGAUGCCGUUCUUCAGUGUGACGCGCUAUCUGACGUAUUGCAGCAGAUAUGGUGUGGUUUGGUACAGCAGAAAUUAAGUCGUCGGUUUCAACAGAUCGACGAAGCAAUAUUAGUUGAAGCGGUUUGUCAGUUAUUUGAUUCUGGAUUGCAUACGGUCAUCGAUCAAGCAUUUCAAGAAAUAUCAGAAAAAACAGUAGACCGACUGCUAAAGAAAGGAGGAAAUCAAGGGAAAGCAGUCGAUAGUCUAAUGACAACUUUAAUAGAAAGAUCAAAUCAACGCGACCACUCCAGCAACAUGUUGAAGUUGAUUUUGAUAAAAACCUGCCCUAAAUCAAAUCCUCUUGUUCCAACAAGGAAGAAAGUUUGGAUUGAGCAUCUGCUGUCUUGGCCACUGUGGACUACGUUUUUUCGUCUUACGGUAACUGCAUUGAAAGACGGUUCUGUAAGAGUAUGGGAGCUUGUUUAUCUACAUGAGCAUUCCGGUCCCUUUUUCGAUUUGUGCAAGACACGGGACAAUCACCAAAGCAGUCAUAUGAUAUUCUCUGAUACCCAAACGUAUCUGGCUGAAUGUAUGAGACAAUUUGGUUCUUACGAGAGCGAAAAGCGUUUGCUGGAGAAUUUUGUAGGUGUUUGUAAGCUCUUCAGCUCUUCUGAAGACCUGAAGCAAUUGGCUCAUAACAUUAGGGCCGACACUUCCAAUAUAGAAAUACGAAAUCUUGCACCACAAGACACUAGUCAGUCUGCAGUUCUGUCUUGUUUUUCGUUACCUUCAAGUUACCGACAGUAUGUUGAGCUUACCUGGAAAGCGCGCAAUAGUUGUAUCUUCAAACUGAUCUGGAAUAAAGUGGGGAGGGAAGUUGCUCGAUCACGCAGCGACAAGCAGCCACCUCUUACUCUAGCGGAUAUUGCAGAGAUGAUAUGCAAACCGGUUGCCCACCAAUGGCAAAGCAUUUGCGAUGAAGUUGUGAGUGGAAGUAUGCCACUAGAGCGAGUUUCAAUUGUGUUUGGUAGCCCAGAGACCGAAACUAUUAAUCUUGAUCAGGAACUGAGUUCUAUAGGUGAUUUUUGCGGACGGCAAGAGAACGCCAAAUGGAAGCAACAACGUAGAAAACAAAUAGAACGAUACAGCAAACUAACAAGUGUUAUUGAAGCAGCACAAACUUUGAAGCAAGUGAUGGCUGCAUUACAAAUGUCUCAAGAGUUUAGAGAGAUUGAUUAUAUUUGCACGCAGAACUCGCCGAAUUUUCGCAAGCAACCGAUACGAAUGCUGACAGAUGACUUGCUAUCUGCUGGCGAUUUUCUGGAUUUGUUGGACAGUGAAGAUAUUGCGUGUUUGAAAUCUUUCACUGCGGCUCCAAAUUUAGUUCAAUGGCUCAGACUGGACAUCAAGAAAUGGAAAGAGCUCGAGACUUUCGUUGAACUAGCAGGCACUAAAUCGGCAGAAGAAGGAGAUUAUGAAACUGUGAAAGUGACACAUUUACAUGCUGCUUGUGCUGGAUUCGCACCGUUUCUUUUUGAAGUAGAUGAUAACACGACAUUUAAAGAGUUCGAAAGAUGUUGCUCUAGAGUGCUAACGUCUUUCCGUUGUGACGAGGAUUUAAGACAGAAAUGGACAUCUAGUGAGAGGUGUUUGGAAGAGUUUAAAACAACGCGAGAUUCUUUGAGCUCAGUAGAGGUGUCUUCUUUCUCUCAACUGGACAUGAUCAAUUCGCGUGGUUUGUAUCAUGUUGGUUGUCUCGACACAAAAGGUCACCAGUUUCACUCCAGUCUGACAGCAGAAGAUUGCGUUAAGCUGCAGAUUGUAGCGGAGGGGAACGAGACAGCAUGCUCCGGAAAAGAGUAUCGUCUUAAUGAUCUGCUGGAUUUGCAAAGCAAACUGAUGCUGAUAUCAGGACGUAAGAACAAGACACGAACCGACGAUGUCGAUGCAUUUGUUGAUGUUUUAGAACUUGUUAUGUCAAUAGCCAAAGUCUUUAUCAAGAUGCGAAAGGCUGGUCACGACCGCUAUUUAUCCUGGAAUCGAAAAUAUCGUUGCAAAAAGAUUUCAUCUACUGUCGACACACAAGGAGUGGCCAGCAAAGUACAGGAAGGUGAAUUAAAAUCUUUACUUGAUGGUUUAAAGCAUGACUUAGACAAUUUGUCGAUGCAUCUUGCCAACUGGCAGCAAGAAGUGGAAAUAUUUCGUUCUCAUUAUUAUUGCCUCAAUUAUUUUACUACUCCUCAAUUAUUGCUUCUGCGUCAAUAUUUGGGUGAAUCGAAUGUCAGUGGCGAUGGCGACGUUCGUCGUGGGGAAAUGUUGGCACUUCUCGGUGCUGUCAAUCCUAAGUGCUCUAUUUAUACAGUACAAGAUGCCAUAAAGAAAGCUCAGAAAUUUUUUGGCCAACGGUCUAGAGGCUUGGGUGACAUAGCUAAGCCAUUACUGAAUGAGUCUGACAUCGGGCAUAUUACAGAGAUGGGCUUUUCGCGGGAAUCUGCUAUUGCUGCACUCAAUGCAAACAAUUGGGAUUUAUACAGGGCGGUCUCCUAUUGCGUCGAUCAUGUAGGCUAUCAGAUUUCAUCUCAAUCGCCAGGAAGAAAUUUUGUUGUGGAUUCUUAUUCUUCUCUGCAACAGACGCAAGUAAAUUCAGAUGAUAGAAGAGAGUACACGGACAAAUCGGUUUACUUGUCAUUAGAAAUGCUUGGGAAAGUAUUGGAGUAUUUGGCCUCUUCUUUUCCCAAUUGGCCAGAGCGAUCGUUUCCUGCGGAUCAAUUUCGCAGUGGAGAGCCUAAUCUCGUUAUCGUUCCUCAGAAUGAUUUACUACGAGGAAUCUUGAGCUUAUAUAUGCGCGACUUCCGUUUGGUUCUUCCUUCAGCUCAGGAAGUUCUUAUCUGCUCUCCUACCACCAGUGUAGAAGAAAUCUGUUUGUUUUGGCGUAGGGCGUUGCUAGAUCCCAAUCAUAGACGCCUUUUUUGCCUCGCUAGGGCAGAUAGUCUGAACUACGAAGUCAGUAGGAAGUCUUGGGAGGAGUUUUAUAGGCUGACGCAGAAUUUUCACAACAAUGUGCGUUAUGUUGCCUAUAAGUUUGUGGUCAUUUGCUCAGCUGAAAAUGAAGAUAAAUCGUACAUGGUCGAUGCUCUUGAUUCUUACAGAAGAGCCAAUGUUCCUCUCCCAUCGUUAUCAGAAAUUCAGUCUUAUCUUAAAAGCAAGUUCUACACAAUUCCUUCUAGCCGUCAAGGCUUGGGCGGACAACUCUUUCCUGCAGCGUCAUUAGAUCACCAAAACAGUUCUGUAAGGGUAGUAAUGUCAAGUCGAGCAGGUGAUGGUAAAUCGUUUUUCAUAGAUCACAUCGCACACAAGUUGAGCGAUCUUCCUCAAAACCGCUUUGCGAGAACUGGUUUUGGAAACACUUCAAAUCAGCCUCUUCAUGUCGUGAUUCCGUUGCAUGAUACCGAAGUGAACACAAACACGGUUUUGGAAAUUUUGCUGCCGAUGUCUCCUUCCUCUGACGCACCUUUGGCGCGACUCAUUCACGUCGACGUUUCUCCUUCGGUAGUCAAAGGGUUGGACACUUUCCUGUUUAGGCUGUUGAUACUGGGAGAAAUUUCUGACACCGAAGGACACGUUUGGAGACGGAGUCCAGACGAUUUAUAUGUUUUAGAGAUAACGUCGACUGUAGCAAUGAUUGCUCAAAAUCAAAGUGGAGUUGCAUCAUCCGGUAUGACACGUAGAGUUAGAAGUUCUAAACUGCAGGCAAGUAUUUCUAUAUGUGAUUGGUUACCAUCUGUUAGCUGCAACUCACCCGAGGAAGCAAAGCGGUUUUUGGCUGGUGGAGUAACUCCAAAUGUAGGUGAUCCGGAUAUGGACGAAGCUGAAUUUCGAAAUUCUAAUGUUCAGAGAGCAUUUCAAUAUCUCGAAAGGUACAACAGAAAUGACAAUCUUGAUCCUUUCACUUUUCGUGCGUCUAACAUAGAGGGAACUCAUCUAACGUGCUUGCAGACAUUGUUGUCCAAUUGCGGACUCGAUAAUCCAACUUGGAGUCAACUUAAACAUUUCAUUAACUUUCUCAGCAGUCAACUUCGGGAUUGUGAGAAAAACGAUUUUUGCAAUCCCGAGGCUUAUGGCAACGAUUUACCUGGUUUUAAGCAAUUUGUUAUCAAAUUUAUGAUUCUUAUGUCGAGAGACUUUGCAACGCAGUCCUUUGAUGAAUCCACUGCAAGUCAAGUUGAAUUGAUGGUCUUACGUCGACGUUGGGAGCAUUCUUCUCAUCCUUAUAUGUUCUUCAACGAAGACAGACAUUCGGUUACGUUUGUAGAAGUUCAGAUUACUCGAGAUGGACGACUGAUGGACCCGCGAAAUGGUCAAGUUUUAGACUCAAUCAUGUCAAGGGAUUUAAGUACAGCUCUUUACACGCAAGGAUUUCGUCUGCAAGAAAACUACGAUAAUUGGUCAAAAGUUCGUAAGCUGGAGGUGCUAUGUGCUGUCAUGGGAGUAGGGAAUGUGUACGACCCGGAUGAGACUUACGAACUGACAAUGGAUAAUGUGAAGAAGAUAUUGGCUAUACAAAUGCGCUUUCGUUGUGGCAUUCCCGUCAUUAUAAUGGGAGAGACCGGUUGUGGCAAAACAAGAUUGAUUCGUUACAUGUGUUCUUUACAGUCUAACUUGACAAAGGCAAGAAACAUGAUAUUAAUGAAAGUUCACGGAGGUGUUACCAGAGGCGACAUAAUUGCAAAAGUGUAUGAAGCCGAACGUGUUGCUCGUAACAAUAGAAGAGGUUAUCCGGGAUUUACAAUUCAAACUGUACUUUUCCUUGACGAGGCAAAUACUACGGAUGCACUGGGACUGAUUAAGGAGUUGAUGUGUGAUAAACGUGUAAAUGGAAGGAAAGUGGAAGGACUGGGAUCAUCUCUUCAAGUCAUCGCUGCUUGUAAUCCUUACAGAAAGCACACGAAAGAAAUGAUUGAGCGUCUAGAGUCUGCUGGCCUCGGUUACCACGUAACCGCAGACGAAACGGAAGACAAACUUGGACACAUUCCUUUGCGUCGUUUAGUAUAUCGCGUGCACGACCUACCAGAAAGUAUGAAAGCACUUGUAUGGGAUUUUGGUCAGCUGAAUCCUGACAUAGAAAGGCUCUACGUCAAGCAGAUUGUCAGUCGUCAUGUGGCCAUCAGAGAGUCAGUUCCGAAUGUUCUCAAUUUGAUAGAAGUCGUUACUGAAGUACUUGCAGCUGCACAAAGUUACAUGAGGAAACAAGAUGACGAGUGCAGUUUCGUUAGUCUUAGAGACGUAGAAAGAGCCAUGAUGGUGAUGGUUUGGUUCUACAAAUUGCGUAGACAACUAGAACAUAGGAUGGCAGUCAAACACGACGAAUACUCUUCUCAGCUACCAGCAAACAGACAGCUACCACAACUUGAAUAUCUAACGCGUUCCUUUAUUUUUGCCCUAGGAGUUUGCUAUCAAGCCAGACUUCGAGAGCGACGACCUUUUCUUGUGUAUAUUACUCCUCAUUUUAGACCUCCGUGCAAUGUUCCAGGUGGAGUCGAACAGAUCGAGAGGGAAAUUAAGAACUGUCAACAAGUCUUUCUCGACGAAUUAGAACUUCCUCCUCAAAUAGCAAGGAACCAUGCUCUCAGUGAGAACGUUUUUAUGAUGAUUGUUUGCAUCGAUCUUCGUAUUCCUUUGUUUCUGGUUGGAAAACCGGGAAGCUCAAAGUCACUCGCCAAGGAUGUUGUCAAGAAUUCUAUGAAAGGACAGUUGUCGAGUUCUACUCUGUUUCAAGCUCUCAAACAAUGUCAUAUGGUGUCUUAUCAAUGUAGUCCUCUCUCAACUGCUGACGGUAUAAUUGGAGUGUUCCAGCAAUGUCAACGAGCGCAGAAAGAACGCGACAUUGAGAAGUUUGUGUCGUGCGUUGUUCUGGACGAAGUCGGACUGGCAGAGGACUCGCCGCGUCUUCCUCUCAAGGCGCUGCAUCCACUCUUGGAUGACGGUACCGCGGGUGCGGAUGACUUCGAAGAAGCAACGAACUGUCGAUCCAAUCGAGUUUCUUUCGUUGGAUUAUCGAACUGGGCUUUAGAUCCGGCCAAAAUGAAUAGAGGUAUACUCGUCAAUAGAGAGGUGCCUGAUGACAGUGAACUGAUUGUGAGUGCGCAAGGUAUAUGCAGCUCAGACCGUCAUAUACAAAUUUUGUUAUCUUUCUUAUUUGAUGGUCUAGCCAGUUCUUACAAAGAAAUUUAUAGAACACAAAAGCGCGAGUUCUUUGGACUUCGAGAUUUCUAUAGUCUCGUCAAAAUGUUGUUUUCACUCUGUCGCGCGAGCAAACAGUCUCCCACCUGGAAUCAACUAGAACAUGCAGUGAGAAGGAAUUUUGGCGGCCAAAGUGACGAUGAAAUAAUCACCGUAUUCCGUCGUUGUUGCUCAGGUGCUGCGGACAAUCUAAGAUCUGAGAAUGAAGAGCAAUUGGAUAAUAGUGCCGUCGGUCUCAUUCAGGCUAAUUUGCAAAAACAGAGUGUAACCAAUCUUGGGGAAAGUCGGUAUCUGCUGAUGUUGACAAAAAAUUAUGCAGCUCUCAACAUCAUUCGUCAACGGAUUUUAAACGACGAUGACCCUGUCAUUAUUUUCGGUAGCAGUUUUCCAAAAGAUCAAGAAUAUACGCACGUAUGCCGUACGAUCAAUCGCAUCAAAGUGUGUAUGGCAACAGGUAGGAUGGUUGUUCUUCUCAACUUGAACAAGUUGUAUGAGAGUUUAUACGAUGCGUUGAAUCAAUAUUAUGUGUAUCACGGUGGUCAGAGGUUUGUUGAUCUUGGUCUUGGUAAUCACAGAGUUAAAUGUCAAGUUCACAAGGAUUUCAGAUUAAUAUUGAUAGCAGAACAGACAGAGGUGUACGACAAGUUUCCUAUUCCUUUGAUCAACCGAAUGGAGAAGCACUUCCUCGCCAUGGAUUCUGUGUUGUCGCCUGAACAGCAAAUCAUCGUCGAUCGCGUGAAUGAGUGGGCCAAAUUGUUUGCGUCUGUAGAUGCACAACAACACGUUUGGCGUUCCAACGACACUGGGCAAACACAGUUUUCAGUAGCUGAUGCUUUUGUCGGUUUCAACGACGAUGCAGCCGCCACUGUGGUGCUACAGGCUUGUAGAAGGAACCUGAUCUGCGAAAGAUCGAGCUUGUUUCGCAACACGAGAGAAGAAACCGAUGUUUUUGAACUUGCUGUAAAUUCUCUUCUCAACUGCGCAACUCCCGAUGCUGUCGCUCGUUUGCACGUAUCUCAACUUUCUGGCGAAGCGAGUCAUUUGUGGGAAUUAUACUUUUCUCAACAGCGCCAUUCCAGUCUUUUAGAUUACCUUAAAGCUAAGCUGGUGGAGAGCGGUACAGAAGAGAGUCUCUUGCUUCAAGUUACAACUCACUCUCGUCUUCUCUCAGUUGGACUGACAGAAUUCCGCAAAGCUUUAGUUAUUGAUAUUGAUUCAAUAGCAUUACAGCAGUUUGACAACGAACAGCAAUUUGUGAAAAGAUUGAAAGAAUUCUAUAACUGUGAAUCACCACAAGGCAGAGUUCUAUUGGUGCAGUGUGAAGCUGGUGAUAUGAACAGUGAACUGGUGGCUUGUGCUCGAUACUUAGUGCAGGAAGAGCGUGAAUCGUUCCUUGCACAAGCAUUAGAGCAAUCGCCAGAACGAGAAUGUGCUUACUUUCGACCUUUGGUUUUAGUCAUUCAGUUGCCGCGAGUCACGGGAGGUUUCUUCAGGGGAUUUCAAGGCGGCGUGUGGGACGAAGUUCAUAUUGAUGAAUUACGUCCAGCAAAUCAAGUUCUCACUCCCUCUAUUACCUCAUUAGUAAACAAGAAAAUAAGUUCUUUAUUAGGAACCGCGGCGGAAUUUCAGGUAUCCAAUUUUGAGGUUGACUUGGGAUCCGAUAUGUCUAAAGACGUGGGUGUCAUUGAACCCAAUGAAACCGUGACCGAACCGUCGCCCGUUUUGAAUGCGGAGGCAGUAUUGAGGUCUUGCAUACACGGAGCCGUCAGUCUUUUAGACGACAUGGACGAGUCCAUUGAUAACACUUCAAAGCGAAUUCACAUUCUUAUGCAGUUAUUGCCUGGUGACAGUCGUUUAGAUGUACCAACGUGUGAACCAUUUUUUGGACAGCUGAAACAUCAAGUUAUUCGACUUCUUCAAGAACAGGAGAGUUGCCAGGACUCGACUUCAGCGACUGCGUGGGUGCGGAACGAAGCCCUUAGUCACAGCAGUCUCCAGAAGGGAGGAACCUUUCGCCGCGCAUUGUGGUUGCGCAUUGUCGAUACGCUGACGCCCGUACUGUCGAAAAUAAUUGCUUUUGUCGAUCGUAACCACAACCUGAAGUUGCUGGAAGAGGUGGCAGCGGGAAGUAGGAGUUGGUUGACCGAUCUUUGGCUUGGUAUAUUCAACAGUUCACUGAUAAGUGGUCAUGACUACGACUUUUUGUCUCCGGUUCAAAAGGCAGUAAGCCAACGAGUUCGUGUACUGUCAUCGGGCUUGAACGAUCAUCUUUUCUCUGCUCAAUUUCCUUUCUCGUACGUCGUCAAGCUGGAAUUAGAUGGCAUGAUGAAAAAGGCUAAGGAUAUUGCAGCUGACCGAUGCGAGAAGAUUGUUACAACUGUGCAGCGUCUCUUUGAUAGCAGCGAUCUAGGUGCAGUAGUACGCAAAAUUUGUGAAGUCAGUAGUCAUUGCGCUGACGAGCUUGGUCGCCGGUAUCUGUACGACUUUAUUCACAUGGUUUACAACGUCUCUUCGAAAGAAGAAAUGAAGCUUGUCGAAUCAACAGUUAUGAGUGGAUUGAAUGAAAUAAGGUCUGACGAGCUAGACGUUGACGAGGUAGAGAAGACAAGUAGCGGUUUUCGCAAUCUGACGAUACCGUCAGUUCAUGCUGCGUAUGCGCACGUCAAGACUCGUCUGUCGUGCUUGAAUAAUAUUUUUCGUCAUUGCCCUGGCAUGGCUGCUAACCUUUGUUAUCAACUGGAAGGAGUACCCGACACUGAAGUGCUUACAGAUGUUAUGGCUGCUCCUUUACUGUUGGAAGAAUUGUCUCCAACAGCGGCUCUUCAAAAUACCUCCCAAAGAAGUACCUGGCUAAAGAGAGUGCGAGCAGUUAAACCUGUCAUAGAGUCAUGGCUGACGUUGCCAUUUACUGGUAACAUAAGAAGCGCUCUGCACGACGACGCCAAAAAUACGUGGGCGGUAUAUUGUGCUGUUAGACUCUUUCUAGAACACACCGAGUCAAUGACUCACAACAAUCCAUUCGUUGUUGCGUUACCAUCCACCUUGUAUCAGAAUUUGAAGAGCAUCGAAGUUGAUUUCACGAAGGCAUACUCAAUCCGUGUUGUUCAGAGAUUUCUGAACCAAUCAUCUGAAGAUUAUGCGUUUCAUCUAUUUGGACCAAACGGCGAUGAAUGCACAAUUUGUUUCUACCAAUGGGAGAGCAGAAACCCCGUCAAGUUACCCUGCAAGCAUAUUUUCUGCAAAUCGUGCAUUGGAGAGCAACUUAAAAAAGGAUUGAAGUGUCCGUUAUGCAGCAAAGAAGUUCCCGAGGAUUUUCAGACCGUUGCAGACAGAACUCUCACGCGAGCUAGCGAUCAUUACAAGAAGUUCAAACAGUGCAGUACCGCAUUCUUUAUGGAACUGGUCUCUGUGUACACAUUUAGUGAAACGACAACUGAUCCACCUGAGCCCGAGCUUGUGCAUAUGCUGAUGGAGAUGGUCGUGCAAAAGAGGCUGACAAUGCCGGAAAACGGUACUCGUCCCUUUUCACCUUUUGAACGAGACGCAAUCGAUCCACGUCCAGUGGUGAGGUCUUUUAUCUUGCAACUGUUACUGAAGUACAGUUUACCAUUAACUCUUGAAUACGUUGAGAUGGUGUUUGAAAAUGCCCGUCAGUAUGUGAGAGGUGAUAGGAUUGACGACUUGGAAGACUUGGGUGUUGUCUUUGUGCAUUGUAUUGAGGAUUCUUUGCAUCAUAAGUUAGCUGGUUCGAAGUCCGAGGAUCGCUGUCAAGCAGCUGUAACGGAAUUGAAGUCAGCUGCAAGAAAUUUGCAAGGUGAACCAUCUUCCUUGAAGUACUUGCAAGGAGUCGCUAGUGCAAGGUUUGGUUUCACCGUCACCGCUAACGUUCUUGGAGAUCUUUUGGACGAUGAUGAGAAACAUAGAUUGGGACUAAUUGAAAGAAGUGUUACUUCGUCGCAUUUGGUUUCACGUCAGUUUGAGUUUAGGGCCGUCACAGAUUUGCUCGAAACGGUACAAGCGGUCUGCCGUGAUCUGCCCGACCCGCAGCUCUCAUUAUAUUUAGUGAAACAGUUGAUGUUGCUGAAAGGGCAAGAUGUGCUAGGAAAGUUGCGGGAUAUUUGCCAUUUGGAUUUGGUGUGGCUAACGGACAGGCUGCAACAGGAUUUCGACGAUCCUGUUUUACUCGAUUACUGCGUUGUCCUCGACGAACCUUACAAACGAUUUAGAAAUGCGGUUGCGCAAACUGUUGUUUCCAAGGAAACAAAGCAUAUCGAGGAGGCAUUGUCGAAGGAAGGCGAAAGCGGUCGAAAGCCUUCUAUCCCGUUGUUACUGGCAAUCUAUAGAGAAGUUACUUGUCGUCGAGCGUUGCAAGUUGAACAACAGAUUUCUUCACAAACGUUGACGUUGAUUGAGGAUUAUUGCCAACGUAUUUCGUUCCUUCCAAUAAACGCACGGUCAUUUGCAGCUGAACUCGUCAACAAUAGUCAAGGCAGACCAUUGGUACAGUUGCAAGUUUCGUCCGGGAUGAGCGCGGAGAGUCGAAGUCUUGCCAGUCUUGCACUUCACGUGUAUCUCACAGUACUGUGUGGUGACGAAUCAAAACUUGUUCGAUCUCUUCGUCUGAUGCUCAAUGAACCCAACAACUUAGCGAGUUCGUAUUUACCUGCAAUGCCGGAUAAUUAUUUUGAAGAGGCCAAGCAAUUGGUAGAAGGUACACUGUGGUAUGAGUGCAAGAAUGGGCAUCCUUAUCUGGUUGCCGAUUGUGGCAGACCUGAAGUUCUUUUGCGGUGUCCUGAUUGUGGAGAACCGAUAGGAAAGAAUACCCAAGACCCAAACGCCACCGAUCAUGCUAGAGUGCAAACAGGUCACGUUCUUGGCCCAACCAACAGGAGGUCUCAAGAUCCUACACCAGAACGAAGUCUGCCACCUCCAGCUUGUGCGUUGGUGCGCAUACUUUUGCACGGUGUACUUCUCUGGGCGUCUUGCAGUCAAGAUCAAACUCUCCUAGUCGGCCUUAAUCAUGUUGUUAAGGCAGCGGUCAAUCAGCACGAUCUUGCUGAGUUCUUUUGGUCUCAUUUUGAACUCGAUACUCGCCUGUUUGCUAAAUCAAUUGGACGAACUGUUGAAGACGGCGUCACUGUUUGCCAUAAGUUUCUGAGUCGAAUUGCUGACAAUCCACAAGCUGCUGAAGGUAUUACUGGAGAUGGUCGCUUGUUGACAGCACAGGAGCGUGAUUCGUGGGAAGAAUGUAUUAAUAGAAGCUACAUAUUACCGACAUUCCAGGAGAUGCAGAGCCGCAUGAUGUACUGGAUCCAACAAAUUAUGAACGAUCAUAAAUACGGGAAUAGCAAGUUGCUUAGGCUUGUUUACGAACUAGAAGAUCCUGCUGGUUCGAAAUCGGCCUCUCGUUUGUGGCGACACCGUGUAACGGUGAGCAUCGAUCAUCUUUCUCACACUUUACAACAGCAAACAAGCUCAACUGGAAACAGCGAUUGUCAACUUUUGAAAGAGUUUCUUCGACAGGAGCCAAAGUUGAGAGCGUUGCAAUAUCUUCCUGAUAUUAUCAAACUGCAAAAGAUGAUGCUGGACAAGUAUGACAGGAAAAUGUCACAGCACGAAGCACUAACUAUUCGGGUGGGAAACUUCCUUGAAUCUGUCGAAGACUAUGAAGAAAGACGGACAUUUGAGAAUCUGAUAGAAAACUUCAAUAAGGCGUGGCUACUUGUCAGGCAAUUUGUUUUAACUCAUGGCCGGCUUAGACCAAAGAAGAAGGAGCACGAGCUUGUCCACGUCGACAAAGACACACCCAUCGCCUUUCUCUUACCAAGAACAGUGGAAGAGGGAACGUGUGCUACAAGUUUGGUUGAUUAUCUUGUAAACUGCACUCACAAUGAAUUUGUUGCAAAUUACCGUAGAAUAUCAAGACAGACAGGGGAACCUAAUCGAGUGUCGACGGAUGAUGUCACACCAGCUCAUCUCGUUGCAUAUGACGUCGAACGCGAUCUAAUGCCUCUCGUUCUUGCUCACUGCGACUAUUCUCUCGCUGUUGGUCAAGGAACUGAGAUUUCCUACAACCUACCCGCUUUAGAGAAGCAAAUCGUCGAUCGUUUCGUCGUCGGAAGGCCACACAUCCAUAUGAAGGAUUAUCGUGUUGCAUACCGCAAGGAAGUUUACAACACGGCACUGUUUGUGCGCUUAGAUCAGAGAAUUAAUCAGGAGGAAGUUCCUGUUUCUGUCCAACGUCAGAUUAGUUUGGAACUCCAUGAUCUGACGGACAUACACAACGUGCUAGCUGUGCUCAAUAUCGUUAUUAAUUUCUUAGUGUCACUCAGUUGGUCACCUGAAGAACUUCUCAAUACGUUUAUUCACGACACGUUAAAGAUGCCAGCCGAAUCAAGUCUAGUAAGCGGCAGGGCACAGCAAUUCUGCCGUUUGAAGCACGUGACGUCUUUAUGGCGUUUGUUGACGAUGGAGAAAGGGAGGCGUCUGUCUUUGGCGAGACAGGAGCCAUUUGAUCACGUUUCAUCGAAGUUCCGUCAGAAGAUGAACGUUGGGAUGUGUCAGGAAUUAAUUAAAGCUUUAAGAAAGCUAAACAUUGAGGCAUUUUUGUCAGAGCUGGUUGAAAUUAUAAUGCUUGAGCUGCAGCAGUGGGAUGAGACUCCAGCAAUGGAGGAAUAUGAGUUGUGUCUUGCAAUGACGGACCUGCAUGGUUCCCGUCUUCAGGGAUUGGAUCACAUCUCAUCUCAAGUUCAACUUCAACACAUCAUACAUUGCUGGAAUAUUGCAGUCAAGCUCGAGAGGGAAUUGUCAAGUACAAGAUAACGGUUACUAUUUCAUAUGCUUUAGUCACGUUGCGUUUGAAUUGCUUGCCAUUGUUCAAGACACGUUUGUCCGGAGAUAAUGAAUUUUGGUAUUGGAUUUAUUAACUGUUUUAACAUUGUGUUGCUGUUGCUGGGUGAUUGUUGUUUCCAAUCAAGUUUUGUAGUGGUCAUUUUGAAUUAGGGCUAAAGGAGUACAGUUUCAUGUAUUGGUGUAUAGUUAGUCAGUUGGUUGGAAAGUCAUUCUGUAUGAGUGUUUCAUCCGGGACCCAUCACCGUUGCAACUUGAUGUCCUAUAGUGAAUGUGAAUUGUGGCAUA